Messenger RNA from Rhododendron vialii, 3295 nucleotides. RefSeq names its product calmodulin binding protein PICBP-like. NCBI's taxonomy places the organism in Eukaryota, Viridiplantae, Streptophyta, Magnoliopsida, Ericales, Ericaceae. The record is from RefSeq and is a predicted model, not a curated record. Gene Ontology annotation, molecular function: calmodulin binding. The coding region runs from base 330 to 2921 and encodes 863 amino acids. The transcript is spliced from 2 exons.
UUAUAAUGAUUCAGUUUAGAAAAUACCAAAAAGCAGAGCGCCCCACAAGCUACCCUUCGUUAAGGUCAGCAUCAUCAACCUCUAUUAUCUCAAACCUUGUUCAAAUUUAACAUGCCACACCAUUCAGCUAACCAAAACCAUAAAAAAGGCCAUUCAAUGUAGAAAACUUGGAAUCUAUAGUAGUUGGGUUAUGAAGAUUUCUCUUCCUCGUCAUUGAAGUUUUCAGCCAAGACAAAACCUCAAGAAAACCAUUUCCCCAUACCAAAGGGAAGGAAACCCACCUGAGAUUUUCAUCACCCUUUGAUUCUGCCUCUGGUUUUCCUUUGAAGAUGGUCCAAAGAAAGGUACCCAAAAAGCUUUGUAUCCAAACUGAUCUUCAUGUUAAAUCCGAAAAGCGGUUGGGGAACCUCAGGCCAUCUUCUCCUAAAUACCAAGAUGGCAAAAACAAAGGAAGUGAUCUAAAGAAGAAGAUGAAGAAAUCAAGAUCAAUCAAGCAUACAGAUUUUGAGAGCUUAAAAUCACAUACUUCCAUAAGGGAAGUAUCACAACCUGGAAAGCCACCGCCGCCUCUUGCUGUGUCAACACCACAGAAGCAAUCACCUAUCAAAGGAUCAGAAGCAUCACCGAAUUACAUGAAGUCCACAAGCAGUUUUGAAGCAAGAAAGGAGCGGUCUCAAGUAAGUUCCAAUAGCUCUCAAUCUUCUAUGGAAAGUAAGAAUCCCAAAAAGAUCCCAAACAACUCAAGACUUGUUAGCUCAGUUUCCGGUCAUAAGCUGGGAAAACCACCAGCCAGGACAUCUAGUUUGGAACUGGUGAGGACUUUAACGAAGUCCCCCAGUUUUAAACCAGUAAGGGUUUCAACAAAGAAGCGCUCACAAGUUGUUCUCUGUGAAAAUCUAGAAGUACAGAGAGCAACAUGCUCUUCAACUUUAAAAGAUUCCAAGUUUCCAACUUACCUCACCCUGAGUCCUGGGGCAACUGAAUCAGAAGGAACCUCGGCCAUGAAAGUAUGUCCGUAUACUUACUGUUCACUUAACGGUCAUCGACACGCUCCUUCGCCGCCGCUUAAGUGCUUCUUAAAGGCAAGGAGGCGUUUGUUGAAGGCCCAGAAGAGUAUGAAACUUGGAUGUCUAUCGCCACGCCAAGUCAAGUCAUCUGGUGGUGGAGUGAAAGAGAUUUCUGAGCAGAUUGUUGCCGAUGUACCUGCAAUUCAAGGAACAGAUUCAAAUGGGCCAGAAAUCACUCAGAUGGUGCCAGAGGAUCUAGUGGAUUUCUUUAUUCAAAUCUAUACUGGAAAUAUGAAAGAUGCUGCUGGAAAAAUUGGUGGAAGAGAAGAAAAUGGAGAUGACAUGGAGGAAGUUGAUUUUGAUGAAGAUGUUGGAGGGAAAGUUGUUGAGAGGUGUUCAAAUGAGGAAUGGUGCUAUGAGAUGAAUUCUGAAGACAGUCUUUGUAACAGUGGUGAAGUAGUUUUACCAGAACUAGAAGCAGCAGAGGAAGUAUAUUUAGCUUCCCCCACUCAAGAAGAGGAAGCACCCGAAAGUAUGAGCUAUGGAACAGAUUCUGACAUGGAGUGGGAGGAGGGCCAACAAUCUUUCACCCCGUCUCCGGAUGAUGAAAUGGGCAAUUCAUCUCAAACAAACCAUGAAUAUGAUUUGGAAACAGGUUCUUUAUCUGGUGAUGAUAUUGCCAGUUUCUGCAAAGAAUCUGUUUUCAAGUCUGACAGCAUUGUUAGCCGGUACUUUGAUGAAAUUCCUGCCGGUGAAGGGCUGAAGGAGUUCUUUGAGGGAGAAAGUUCUGAUUCUGACGGUUCAAAUGACAAUCUGGGUAGCGAAGAAUCCUUAGAAGGGUUCAAUAAUCAGAACUACCAACUUUCUCUUACAAAUGGUGUGGAAGGGGACUCAACCACAGAAGGAAGAGAGCCAAUUGAGGAAGCAAGGGAAGCUAGAGAAGAGGAGACGCACCAGGAUUAUAGUUCAAGUGACCACAUUGAAAAUUACCGUAGAGAAGAGAUGGUUGUUGAGAGCCUUCUCCCCAAGACCGAGGAUCCAGAAACAAAGCAAAGCCUAAAACAAGAACUCCUCGCUGCUGAUGCUGGAGAUGCAAAUGAGGAGGAAGACCAAGAGAAUGCUGCCAAAUCACAGAUUGGAUUUCUAUCUUUCGACUUGUUGCAGGAUUUUUUCGGAGCUGACAAGGAUAUGACUAAGGAAGACACUAACGAGAUCCAGUUUGGUGCAGCAGCCAAAGAAGGUGAAGUAAAUCAGAUUUUCAUAAGUGAAGCUCUUCAGAACAAUAACGAUGAUGAAUGCCAGAACAAAUCAGAGAAAGAUCACCAUGAAGCCGGGAGCCUCAAAAUCUCACAUUCCAUGAAUUCUGAAGAUCAGACUCAUUCAGGGCUUAAUAAAGUCACCUUUGCAGAAAACAUCACCGAAGAAGUUGACGAAAUGGAAGUGGAGUACUCAACCAUAUCAGAUCCAGAAGAAACCCUCCCAUCAUCAAGAAAUGCAGCCACCAUAAGAGCAAAACCUGCAUUCAUCCGUGGCGGAAGGUAUCCAAGUGAAGAAAUGCUCAAGGCCCCGAACAAUCUCAAGAUAAUCAGAUGCAAGAGACCUGAUGAGGAGUUGGUGGAACCAAGGGAGUUCAACCCACGGGACCCAAAUUACUUGACCGUUGAGCCAGACCCAGAAGCAGAAAAGGUUGAUCUCAGGCAUCAAAUGAUGGACGAAAGGAAAAACUCAGAAGAAUGGAUGCUUGAUUAUGCACUUCAACAGACCGUUUUCAAACUUGCUCCAGCACGGAAGAGGAAAGUGGCACUGCUUGUGGAAGCUUUUGAGAAAGUCAUACCAAUACCCAAAUAUGAAGCUCAUCUGGGGGAAAAAUCACCAGUGUUUGCUCAUGCAAGACCCAUUCAAGCUUGUAGCUGAUGCCCACUGUUCAGGUGUGAUCAAGAGAAGACACUUGUUCUUCCGCGGUCGAUGCUUUAGGAGGGAAAUUCUCCUUGUACAACUAACUUGUUCUUCAUCUUUCUUCACAAAUCCUGGAGGAAAAAGGAUACCUGAAGAGGUGGUGGAAAUAGUGUUCACUUACAUGCGGGGUUCUGGUUUCGCAUAUGCUCUACUGUUGAAGUGUCGAGAACUUUCAUUUUAAUGUUUAUGUACUACAAAUUACGUUGUGCCGUUUAGAUUCUCCAUGAGACUAUCUAUCCUUCCUUUCUUGUUGUCAAGGGUAGUAAAACAUCUAGAUGUGUGUAACUUAUUAUGGUUAAUGUUGGUUAAGUAUUGUGACUUUUUCUGUAUUA